UGACAAAGCACACAGCCGAGAGCACUGGCUAGAUUUAUGACUGUUAAUGUUUGUUGUUGAACGUUUUACUUCGCCCAUCGGAAGCUAUGUUCCACAAAAAUGAAGACAGAGUCAUGAAGGAUCCAAGGAUUUCUUCAGGCAGACUUCCUUGCCAGCAAAUAUCUGCUCCUUUAGUCAGGGUGAAGAAGCCAGGCUCGCUUAUCAGAUGUUUCCACUUGCUGCAGACACACCUGGUGGUCAUCGUUGUCCUCUUAGCAGGGCAAGCCUCCUGCAACCAGACCACUACAACUCCUUCCCCUUUUACUGUUUCUACUACAGCUCCACAAAUAUCAGUAUACUACUUUGUUGACAUUACGGUGGAUGUCACUGGACAGAUCAAGAACGAAUCUGAAAUCAUUGCCUGGCUCAAGCAGGUUUUCAGCACCAAGCUGGAGAACUGCGUGCCUCCAAACCCUCCAGAAACUACUGCCACACCGACCUCCCCACAAACUACACCUGCAAGUACUGUCAGUGAGACAACACAAGUGGCCUCAUCAACACUGAACACUUACAACAGCACAACAACUGCAGUAACCACAUUACAGAGCAAUAGUACAGGUGCAACAUCCACGGCCUUAGAAGGCAACAGCACUACAGCAGCAACACCCACGGGAGGCAACAACUUCACAACCACUGCAACAACAUUACAAGGCAACGGGACGACUACAACAGCAACACCAACAGGAGGCAACUUCACAACCACUGCAACAACAUUACAAGGCAACGGGACAACUACAACAGCAACACCAACAGGAGGCAACUUCACAACCACUGCAACAACAUUACAAGGCAACGGGACGACUACAACAGCAACACCAACAGGAGGCAACUUCACAACCACUGCAACAACAUUACAAGGCAACGGGACAACUACAACAGCAACACCAACAGGAGGCAACUUCACAACCACUGCAACAACAUUACAAGGCAACGGGACAACUACAACAGCAACACCAACAGGAGGCAACUUCACAACCACUGCAACAACAUUACAAGGCAACGGGACAACUACAACAGCAACACCAACAGGAGGCAACUUCACAACCACUGCAACAACAUUACAAGGCAACGGGACAACUACAACAGCAAUACCAACAGGAGGCAACUUCACAACCACUGCAACAACAUUACAAGGCAACGGGACUACUACAGCAGCAACACCAACAGGAGGCAACUUCACAACCACUGCAACAACAUUACAAGGCAACGGGACAACUACAGCAGCAACACCAACAGGAGGCAACUUCACAACCACUGCAACACCAUUAGCAAGAAAAAGAAAACGGAAAAGAAGCUUGAUACGUGUAGCUCGGGACGUUAGUGGCAAUGGGACACAAAGCAGUUCGAACACUAAUGUCAUAAAUACAACGGGCCUAUUUCAAGGAAUGGAAGUGUCAUGCGUGACAAAAACUGAAAUAAGAAACACCACGUGCUCUGUGACGCUGAAGCUGAGUCAGGCGGUGUCUUCAUGUUGUAUCCUCCGCACUCUCUGCGCAGCCACUAACACUUCAUCUGAUUUUUACGUGCUGGGGAAAAAGGCAGAUAGAGUGGGUCAGCUUCAAAAUGUGUGCAAUAACAGCAGCACAGUAGAAAACAGCUGCAUUUACACUGGUCAAGACAACGCAGCAUGUAAUGAGUCUGCAGCUGCAUAUGUGGUUCCACCAAGUAAUUCAACUAACUGCAGUGCAGGCAACAUCACCACAAGCAAGUGCAACUGCUCUGACUACUGCAGUGGAUCAGAUGCAUACUACACUUUUAAUAUUUCCAUACAAGAUCCCAAUAUAAACUAUUUAAAUGUCACCAACCUGAUUUCUCAGCUGCGACAGCUUCCACCUUGCUCUCCAAGUGUAGAAGGUCUAUGUCCAGUGUCCAUUAAUGCAUCUGAGUACAAGGACGCAAACGUGGCAUGUGCAAGCACGUCAACAAACCUUCAAAGCUGUAGCGUGAUUCUGGCCUUUGCCCGUGAGGUCCCCGUCUGUGAUGUAGCAAAUGCUGUGGUGUAUCUGCUUCAGUCUAAGGAACAAAUCAGUUUCAGCGGGCAUGUGAUCCGAGCGGCAAUUUGUGGAAAUUUACAAGCCAAUGUCAGCCUGCAGUCUGAGUUCACAUGGGUCAGCACGGACAUAAAGCCUGCAGAUUUCUGUGCUGCAGCAAAGUCUAGCAGCCUCACUUGUCAAAAACAAAACAAUGUGGUUAUGCAGCUGCAGGACAGUUGUGAUCUUCAAAACGUGUCUACCACCACAACCAGCCCAAAUGUGACAACCGUGCAACCAAACAGCACUGCCACCAGCACCACCAACAACAGCACUGCCACUACCACCAGCUCUGCUAAUAGCACUACAAUUGCUGUAAAUGCAACUUCAAUGCCGCUGAAUACAACACAAGGAGUGAAUCUAACCACCACCACCAGUGCUGCUAAUGUCUCAGUGCCAGCAACAGUCAACACUACUACAACUACAGCUAUCACUACCGCUAAUAACUCAAGUACGGGUAACACAACUACAACCAAGUCUCCUACACUCACCGUUACUACAGCCACCACAAAUCCGAACACUUCUGUGACGACAACUGGAAGUACAACAACAAAUUCGUCAGCAGCUGAGGCCCAAGCCAACGCACUGCUUGACGAGACGAAAGACGUGUCCAAACUGAACUCCAGCCAGGUGAAUCAGCUGGUGUCUAAGCUGGAGGCUCUGUUAUCAGGCCCAAAUGUCAGCAUAGGGCUGGGGAACACAUCAGUCAACAUUGUCAGCAAUCUCCUGGGUGCUUCUCCAUCUGUGCUGUCACAGUCCUCCAACAGGAUAAUAGGGAUCGUUGAUACAGUGGGGCUCAAGCUGGUUGUUGGAGGGACGGCUCAGACCAUUUUGUCCCCGGCUGUUGCUCUGUCAGUGAAACCAGCAGAUGGCGCCAACUUUCAGAAAACAACUUUUUCCAUCUCAAGCCCCACCAAUGUGGAGGUCCGUGGGAAUCCCAGACUGAGAAGGAGCGUGACAACAAACUCCUCGAUCCCUCAGGGCUCCGUCACGCUGCCUGCCUCUCUCACUCAGAAUCUCACAUCUCAGGAACAGCAGCAGGUCUCCAGAGUUCAGUUCAAUUUCUACCAGAAGAGCACCGUAUUCCAGGACAAAUCCCUGGGAGUACGCAGGCUUAACAGCGGGAUCCUAGGAGCAAGUGUCGCCAACCUGUCAAUCACAGGACUCCGAGACAAUGUUAUAAUCACCCUAAAAAACCAAGAGCCUAUUCCGGCAAAUUUUGUGGCAACGUGUGUUUUCUGGGACUUUGCAUUAAAUGAUGGAUCGGGUGGCUGGAGCUCAAAUGGCUGUUCUGUCCAAAAUAGCACAGACAGUGAGACAAUUUGUGGCUGCAACCAUUUAACCAGUUUUGCCAUCCUGCUGGACCUCUCCAGGCAGCCUAUAACCAGUCGUGUCCAGAGCACCAUCCUUACCUUUAUCACAUACAUUGGCUGUGGAAUCUCUGCUAUCUUCCUGGCUGUCACCAUCCUCACCUACUUGGCCUUUGGCAAGUUGCGCAAAGACAUCCCAUCCAAAAUCCUGAUCCAGCUGUGCUUUGCGCUGCUCCUGCUGAAUCUGGUCUUCCUGGUGGACGCCUGGCUGGCGCUCUACCCAGACGCCGUGGGCCUUUGCAUUUCCACUGCCUGGUUCCUUCACUACUUCUUGUUAGCUGCCUUCACAUGGAUGGGUCUCGAGGCCGUCCACAUGUACGUGGCACUUGUGAAAGUCUUCAACGUCAAUGUAUCGCACUACAUGCUGAAGUUCUCGCUGGCUGGAUGGGGUAUCCCGAUGAUCGUGGUCAUUAUUGUCAUUGCAAUUGACAAAAACAACUACGGUCUCGUUUCCUAUGGAAGGUUUAGUGAUGGCACUACUGAUGAGUUCUGCUGGCUGAAAAAUGACAUCGCCUUCUACGUGGCAGUGGUGGCCUAUUUCUGCGUCAUUUUUAUAUUUAACUUCAUCAUGUUUAUUGUAGUUAUGGUCCAGCUGUGCCGGAUAAAAAAACAAAACCCUCAAAAUCUCCAGCACCGCAGCACACUGCAGGAUGUGCGCAGUGUGUUGGGGAUAACCAUCCUGCUAGGCCUCACGUGGGGCUUUGCCUUUUUUGCCUGGGGGCCCGUUAACCUGGCGUUCAUGUACCUCUUUGCCAUCUGUAACUCCCUGCAAGGUUUCUUUAUAUUCGUGUUCCACUGUGCAGUGAAGGAAACCGUGAGGAGGCAGUGGAGGAUCUAUCUGUGCUGCGGCAAAAUGAGACUAUCUGAGAACUCAGAAUGGAGUCGCACUGCAACACAGAAGACGGCAAAGAAGUCAUCGCUGACCAACAACACAUCUCUUCAUUCCAGUACCUCACGUGGCAAUAACUCUUCCAGCUCCUCUUUCCUCAACAGUGACAUUUCAGAACAGAGUGAUGGGAUCGGUAGCCCAUAUGCAGACAGAGUAAUCACAGCAGAUGAAGACUCAAAUAUGGAUGUGGUCCUCAACGAGAUCAACAUGCGGCACAGACACUCACAAACUUCUUGAUAGUGGAGGGACAAAGCCGCCUCUCUCAGCGCUCUUUUAUUUAUAUAUAUAUAUAUAUAUAUAUAUAUUUGUACAAUAUAAUGUAACUGAACAGAGUAAUUUAUGUACAAGCUAUCUGCAGGCCAUAUGUAUUAGCUAAAUGACUUUAUAAACGAAACUUACUGUUUUAACAUCUUAUUUCCCCUAUUGUAUUCUUACAGAUAUUCUGAACACUAAAGUAUUAUAUAUUAUUAAUAUUCAAAGUAAAUUAAUUUCACUAAUGUAACCCACUAAAUCUUUCACACAGACCUACAUUUCCAAUAAAAAAAAUUAAGUUAAUAACAAAGAU
This is a messenger RNA of Maylandia zebra (zebra mbuna), 4893 nucleotides long. RefSeq lists its product as uncharacterized. Gene Ontology annotation, cellular component: plasma membrane. Gene Ontology annotation, molecular function: G protein-coupled receptor activity. Gene Ontology annotation, biological process: adenylate cyclase-activating G protein-coupled receptor signaling pathway; cell surface receptor signaling pathway. NCBI's taxonomy places the organism in Eukaryota, Metazoa, Chordata, Actinopteri, Cichliformes, Cichlidae. The record is from RefSeq and is a predicted model, not a curated record.